UGAACACACACUUUUUACUUGCAUUGAGUAUAUUCAUCCCGCAAAAUGUGGAUCAGAUUUCCGUAUUUGAUUCAUACACAUAAUAAGAUUUUACAAAAUUGAAGUUUCAUACAUGUAGCUAGAUGUUCAAAUGAAUACACGUAGAAUGUGACUGUUCAUUGUACAUGUGUACCGUAUGGGUUACAUCUCAAGUAAAAGAAAACUACAAGACAUUAAACACAUUGUAUCAUAAUGUGCUUUUUGCUUUGUGCUCUCAACAGGUGAUACAGUGCACCUGACAAUGGUCACGCCCACACCUUAUGGGGCGGGGUCUUCACAGCCCUCAGCAAGCAUCAGCUGUUUCCGUAGCAAUCCUGAUAAUGAUGUCACACUGAGCUUUGGCAGACCAUUCCAGAUAGGUCUGGUAGGAACUACAGUGCAGACAUCUACCACCCUCCCUACUGGCAGUAGUCAAUCAGUGAAUGGACAAAUAGUCACACAGGAUCUGACCACCAGUAACGAUGCCACUGGGUUGUUUUAUUGUGAAGGUUCCAGUAGAGACUUAACAACCAGAGUAUACAGCAUCAUCCACAGUGAGAACAGGAGGUUUGAGCCUGUUGAUGGCCUGGUAACGAAAACGGUCAACAAAGGAGAGGAUGUGACUCUCUCAGUCAUCACAGUUAAUUCCGGUGGCUCUCCUCUGUGGCGGCGUACAAGAAAUGGAGCUGUUAAUGCAACCUUGCCUAUUGCCAAUCAGGCUAGUUUCACACUGCCCACUACUGAUGUUGAUGAUGGGGAUCUAUACACUGUCAUCGGAUCUGCUGUUACUCUGGCUGACAAUCAUUUCAGUAUGAUCAGACUCAUCGUCAGAGACUGUGAUGCUGGUAAGUGGAAUCCGACUGACUGUGAAGGGGUGUGUAAUCUGUGCUACAAUGGAGGAGUGUGUAAUGAUGAGACAGGAGAUUGCAUCUGCCCACCAGGAUUCAGUGGACUAAACUGCCUCACAGGCGGGCUGUCGGUCUGA
This is a messenger RNA of Patiria miniata (bat star), 1003 nucleotides long. Its product is annotated as angiopoietin-1 receptor-like. The coding region runs from base 281 to 1003 and encodes 240 amino acids. The record is from RefSeq and is a predicted model, not a curated record. NCBI's taxonomy places the organism in Eukaryota, Metazoa, Echinodermata, Asteroidea, Valvatida, Asterinidae. The transcript is spliced from 4 exons.